UCGCCACUGUGUGCCUGUCUAGAUGAGGCAGCCACUAUCACCAGACGGGAGUUUUUUUGUUUUGUAUUCAUGUGUGUGUGGUGGGGGGGGGGGGGGUGGGGGGGUGGGGAGAGUUUGUUGUGAAUGUGUUCAAGGAGGAGAUUUGUGUGUUUUUUUUUAAUUUGGCGAGGGGGGUGGAGAGUAGAGGAGAGAGAGGGAGGGAGAGGGUUUGAAAAGAGACGCUCUUUGGAAAAUAAAAGGAGAAUAAUACCAGAGGACUUUUUUUUUUUUUCAAGGGGCAUUCAUUGAUAGUCCGCUCUUUUCAAAAGCAAUUUUUUUUUUUUUAAAGAAGAGAUACAUAUAUAUAGGAAGUUUGCAGUCCAGUCGUGCAUGCAAGAAUCGGUGGAAUAUAUUGCUGUGUGCGGCCCGUUCUCCCUCUCAGAUCUACGAAGUGCAACGAAGGCGAGACAUUAGGCAUGAUUUGCAAAAGGAUUUCAAUCUUUGCUUUGCUGUGCCUUCUCCUGCGAGACCAGCUCUCCCUGGCGUCGGGGCAGUUCGAGUUGCAGAUGAACCAGAUGCAGAACGUUAACGGGGAGUUGCAGAAUGGGAAUUGUUGCGAAGGCGGCAGCAGGAACCCCCAGGACCGCAAGUGUGUGCGGGCUCAGUGCGACACCUUCUUCCGAGUGUGCCUGAAGGAGUACCAGGCGCGGGUGUCGCCCGGCGGUCCCUGCAGCUACGGCUUCUCCUCCACGCCGGUCAUCAAGGGCAACACCUUCAACCUCAAGGCGGCGGCGGCCAGUGGCAGCGGCAGCAACAGCGGCAGCGAACGCAGGAUCAUGUUGCCCUUCAGCUUCGCCUGGCCGAGGUCGUAUACUUUGAUCGUGGAAGCCUGUGACUACAAUAAUGAUACCGGUCAAGGAGAUACGAUAGAGAAGGCAGUCUACUCUGGCAUGAUCAACCCAAGUCACCAAUGGCAGACAAUGAGACAUAAUGGGGCAGUGGCGCACUUUGAGUACCAGAUUCGCGUGAUGUGUGAUGAAUAUUACUACGGCUUUGGAUGUAACAAGUUUUGUAGGCCGAGGGAUGAUUUCUUUGGGCAUUACACCUGCGACCACAAUGGCAAUAAGACUUGCCUGGAAGGAUGGAUGGGAAUCGACUGCAACAGAGCUAUCUGUCGUCAGGGCUGCAGUCCUGAACAUGGCUCCUGUAAAUCACCUGGGAAUUGCAGGUGUCAAUAUGGCUGGCAAGGACUUUACUGUGACAAAUGUAUUUCACACCCAGGGUGUGUCUAUGGUACCUGUAUCGAACCGUGGCAAUGUCUUUGCGAGACCAAUUGGGGUGGUCAACUCUGCAACAAAGACCUGAACUACUGUGGGACGUGGCAGCCAUGUUUGAACAGUGGGACUUGCAGCAACACUGGCCCUGACAAGUACCAGUGCACCUGCUCCGAUGGCUACUCUGGGCUGAAGUGUGAGAUCGCCGAACAUGCCUGCAUCUCCGACCCCUGCCUUAACGGAGGAAGUUGUUCAGAAACCCCGGUGGGAUUCGAGUGCCUGUGCAACCUCGGAUGGAGUGGUCCCACCUGCACUAUCGAUAUCGAUGACUGUGCCUCAAGCCCUUGUGCCCACGGCGGUUCGUGCCAGGAUAAGAUCGAUGGUUUUAAAUGCAUCUGCCCACAGCAGUGGACGGGCAAAACAUGCCAGUUAGAUGCCAACGAGUGCGAGGGAGAGCCCUGUGCGAACGCUGAUUCCUGCCGCAAUCUCAUCGGUGACUAUUACUGCAACUGUGUACCCGGGUGGUCUGGCAAAAACUGCGAGUUAGACAUCAAUGACUGUCACGAGCAGUGCCAAAAUGGUGGAAUUUGCAAGGAUUUGGUCAAUGGAUACAGCUGCACCUGUGUGUCGGGCUUUGCGGGCUCCAACUGUGAGAAGGACAUCAAUGAAUGUGAAAGCACCCCCUGUCUCAACGGUGGUUACUGUCAGGAUGAAGUCAGUGGAUUCCAGUGUCUCUGCCCUGCUGGUUUCUCUGGGAGCUUGUGUCAGCUGGAUGUUGAUUACUGUGAGCCUAACCCGUGCUGGAAUGGGGCUCAGUGCUUCAAUCUGGCCAGCGACUACUUCUGCAGCUGCCCAGAAGACUACGAGGGGAAGAAUUGUUCCCAUCUGAAAGACCACUGUCGGACCACUCCCUGUGAAGUCAUCGACAGCUGCACCGUGUCCGUGGCCUCCAACAGCACGCCCGACGGCAUCCGCUACAUCUCCUCCAAUGUGUGCGGGCCCCACGGCAAGUGCAGGAGCCAGGCCGGAGGGAGGUUCACCUGCGAGUGCGGCCAGGGCUUCACUGGCGCGUACUGUCACGAAAAUAUUAAUGAUUGUGAGAGUGACCCGUGUAAAAACGGUGGGACUUGCAUUGACGGUGUCAACUUCUACCAGUGUAUCUGCCGUGAGGGAUGGGAAGGUGUUCUAUGCCAGUUUGAUAUCAAUGACUGCAGUGUAAACCCGUGCCAGAACGGAGGCAAGUGCCAGGAUCUGGUCAACGACUUCUACUGCGAAUGCCAGAAUGAUUGGAAAGGAAAAACCUGCCAUUCACGGGACAGUCAAUGCGACGAGGCGACCUGCAACAAUGGCGGCACCUGCUACGACGAGGGCGACACGUUUAAAUGCAUGUGUCCUCUGGGCUGGGAUGGAGCCACGUGCAACAUCGCUCGCAAUAGCAGCUGCCUGCCAAACCCUUGCGAGAAUGGUGGCACGUGCGUGGUGAAUGGGGACUCCUACACCUGCGUCUGUAAGGAAGGCUGGGAAGGAAUCACAUGCUCUCAGAAUACAAAUGACUGCAAUCCACACCCAUGUUACAACAGUGGGACCUGUGUGGACGGGGAGAACUGGUAUCGGUGUGAAUGUGCUCCUGGCUUUGCCGGACCUGAUUGCCGGAUAAACAUCAAUGAAUGCCAGUCCUCACCUUGUGCCUAUGGAGCCACCUGUGUGGAUGAAAUCAAUGGCUUUCGAUGUAUUUGCCCACCUGGGCAAAGUGGCUUCAGGUGUCAAGAAGUUACCGGAAGAGCUUGCAUCCUGAAGGAUAGCGUUGUGUCGCAUGGAGCCAAGUGGGAAGAGGACUGCAACGGGUGCCAAUGUCACAAUGGCAGGAUUGCGUGUACAAAGAUGUGGUGCGGCCCGAAGUCGUGCCAGGUGCGAGGGAAAGGCCGCGGCGCGGGAGAGUGCCCGGCGUGGCAGACGUGCCUGCCCGUGCGGGAGGACCACUGCUUCGUGCCGCCGUGCGUGGGCCAGGGGGAGUGUACCUCCAGUCGCCCGGCCACCAAACACCCCUGCCAGCCCAACACCGACUACCUGGACAGCACCUGUGCCAAGAUCACGCUGACUGUGAACAAGGAGAUGUUGCGGCAGGGUGUAACUAUCGAACAGAUCUGUGUGGAGCUGCGCAACCUGCAGAUUCUGCGCAACCUGUCGGUGGAAUAUUCGCUCUACCUGGUCUGCGAGCAGACCCAGUCUGCCAACGAGAUCAACGUGGCGAUAUCGGUGGAAAAUUUGCAGCAGGGAACUAAUCCGAUCAAGGAUUUGACGGAGAGAAUCACUGACGUCAUCAGUAAACGCGACGGGAACAACACGAUUCUGGCGGCGAUCGCAGAAGUCCGCGUACAGACCUUGCACGAACCGCUCAAGCCAGCAGAUUUCCUGGUGCCGCUGCUGAGCUCGGUGAUCACGGUAGUGUGGAUCUGCUGCUUCGUCAUGCUGUUCUUCUGGUGGAUCCGGAGGCGCCGCAAGCCCGCCAGCCCCACGCCCACGCCGGCGGACGACACCACCAACAACGUGCGCGAGCAGCUCCACCAGAUCAAGAACCCCAUCGAGAAGCACGUGGGGCCCGCCGCGGCCCCCGCCGGCAAGGACUACGACAACAAAAACUGUAAAAUUGCCAAAAUAAGGACGCACAACUCCGACCUGGAGGAGACGGACGCGGACAAGCACCAGCAGAAGGCCAGGUUUUCCAAGCAGUCCGCCUACACGCUGGUGGACCGGGACGAGAAGGCUGUGCAGGGCACUCCGACCAAAAACCCCAACUGGACAAACAAGCAAGACAACAGAGACUUGGAAAGUGCGCAGAGCUUGAGUCACAUGGAGUAUAUUGUAUAGCAGUCGGCGACGCAGCGCUAUUUAAUAACACGGCCUUGUUGCUUCCCCCUGAAGGCUCGCUCACGGCUCCCAACUUGUUGUGUGAUGUUAUGUAGCGGGUAUUGUCUGCAAAAGUAAACUCCCCUCCCCGCCCCUGUGUGCUUUCCAGUCGAGUCCCCCACUGACUUCCACUGACACUGGGCAUUGCUACGUUUGUCUUAAACAACCAGCGCUGCAUCUCACAUCUAUGCAAAACUAGUCGAGGGCCCCGGUGUGCGUUCAGUUCCAGUUGCAGCCCUUUGCUUUGUGAACCAAGUUGCAGUUAAUCCAGUCUAAUCACAAUUCCACUCCCCCCUGCAAAGACCCCAAUCUAGUGCAGCCGUUUGUCCCCUCUCCCUCCCCCCCCCCGACUUAAUUUAAAGAUGGUGAACUUUUUAUUUAUUUUUUACUGGCUUAAAAGUUUUCUCAGUAUUGUUAAGUUAUGUACAGUAGGUUUUGACUUUGUUAGUCUUAGUUCUGUAUUUUUGAAAGUGCCUUUGAUGCUGGAGACCGCAGCAGCAGCAAUCAUCGAAAUCCAAGAUGAUACUUUUUUUGUUUGAGAGGGGCGGGGGGGGGGGGGAAGUCGUCAAGAUGCUGUUCAAAUGAAGAAUUUAAUAAGAGGCCAAGUGUUUAUGAUUUUUCUUUUUUGUAUAAAAUGUAAAUACUUUUUUUUAAUUAAUCACUGUGUAUAUUUGAUUUAAUAACUUAAGUAAUCAAGAGCCUUAAAUACCAUUCCUUUUAUUUAUAUGUAUGUUUAGAGUUGAAGGUUUUCGAUAGCUUUGUAAGCUUUACGGCUCCCUAUUUUUUUUCUUUUGUUGAAUCUUUCCUGUGUGUUUCAGUGAUGUUGCUUACAUGCCAAAUUCGAGGUGUGCUCCAUUUGCAGAAUAGAUUAUUUUUUAACACUAGAACUGGCCACGUGCCUUGGAACUGUCUUCGUACAAUGUCAAACAUUUUGGAUCAAUUUCUAUCGUAUCACUACAAGCUUUUUUUUUUUUUUUGGCCAAGAACUCCCCCCCCCCCCCCCCCCCCCCCCCCGUACGCAACAUUCGGGAGGCAUGCGGAGAGCAUUAGUCUAGAAUGCUUUUGAUUAAAUGCUGCUUAAGACUUUAAAACAUUGGAGUGACGGGGCGGGAGAAGCCUGCGACAAAAUACAAAAUGUAAGGGAACAAAUUAACCUAUUUACUUUUUGUGUAUCUGAUGUGUGAGUGGUUGCAUGUACUUUAAAAAAAAAAAUUAAAAAUGGAAAAAAAAAAUGGUAUAUCUCCUAGAUAGUGUAUUUGAGCUCACAGCACAGCGACAUUGUUUUUGUAAAUCCCAAUCAUUCUUCUCCUAGGAUAUAAUAUUGAACCACUUUGUAGAUUUGAUUUUUGUGAUAACAUACUUGCAUUUAGGAAGUCUUCUAUUAAUUAAGCUAGCUGUUGAAUGCUUGAAUGGUAGAUUUCGGCAAUGAGAUCACCGCGUGGAUUCUCGUCACACAGACGUGCCCUCCCUAAGGAAUUCGGGAGCUCUGGAUUAAACACUUGUGCCGGGCUCUGGGAAGGGAAGGCUCUUAAACCAACAAGGUGAUCUCGUCGGUGAAAUCUUGGUCAUGUUUUCUUGCGUCUUUUGACAUUAGUGUUAUAUGAACAUGCGGGGGCACCUUACUGUUGCUCCUGGCAAUACAUUUUGGAAAUUAAUAUUUAUUAAAUAUUUUGAUACAACAAUGUGUUACGGUUGCCUGCUUUCUUUUUUGGAGGGGGGGGGGUCGGAGAAAAAAAAAUGUGCAUGCAUUUCUGAAACGUGAAAGUAAUUGGCUCUAAAGAUUCACCCCUCUUGACUGAUCCAAUAUUACACGACGCGGGAAGGAACUGCAGACACUGGUUUAUACAGAAGAUGGAUUCAGAAUGCUGGAGUAACUCAGCGGGUCAGGCAGCAUAGACAUUCAGUGUGAAGAAGGGUCUCGACCCGAAACCAUUUUCUCCAGAGAUGCUGCCUGUCCCGCAGAGCUACUCCAGCAUUUUGUGUCUAUCAUUGGGAAAGUAUUUUUAGUUAGGUUUAUGAAAUAAUGUUGGUUACCCCAGUGUGUGUGUGUGUGCGCAUUGUACUGUCGAACGCUGUCUCCUAUCAUAGAUGAGUCACUCGAUGUUUUCAAACGAGAAUAUGCCUUAAGUUCUGGGACAUUAGAAUCGAGCUUUGUCCUGUAAAAAUCAGCUCCUUUUUACAAUGAUCAUUCGCAGUAAUCUUGUCACCACAACCCCCUUCCCUUCGCAUUCCACUGCACUUGGCGAUCUUUAUUUGCCACAGGUUGAUCUUCUGACCAAAGUAAGAUCGGAGCGUGUUUGUAAAGUCGAGAUGCUGCUGUUAUUCGGGCCGAUCCUCAACGCCGUCUGCUAGUUCUAGUCUAUGCGAUGUAAUACCCCGUUUACAAGCCAGCUCUCCCCGUCGCCUGUAGGCGCAUAUGUUUUGUCCGACACUUGUAUGCUACUCUGCCGUUCUGGUUUUUUCAGGCUCGUUCCCAAUUUGUUUGCGCAGUCACUACAUGACAAAGAGUGUUUAAUUUUGUACAUGUCUGUAUGAUUUCUCUUUCCUUGUGCCCAUUUUUCAGAAAAUCCCAAUAAAAGUUUUGAACGGAAAAAUUCUGAUUCCAUGCAAGACGUUUCUCAAACCUA
Messenger RNA from Amblyraja radiata (thorny skate), 6787 nucleotides. It is a transcript of the gene jag1b, whose product is annotated as jagged canonical Notch ligand 1b. The coding region runs from base 456 to 4121 and encodes 1221 amino acids. The transcript is spliced from 26 exons. Lineage: Eukaryota; Metazoa; Chordata; Chondrichthyes; Rajiformes; Rajidae. The record is from RefSeq and is a predicted model, not a curated record. Gene Ontology annotation, biological process: Notch signaling pathway; multicellular organism development; heterophilic cell-cell adhesion. Gene Ontology annotation, cellular component: plasma membrane; protein-containing complex. Gene Ontology annotation, molecular function: Notch binding; calcium ion binding.